Molecule: messenger RNA, 606 nt
Organism: Lizanozyma spartinae
Lineage: Eukaryota; Fungi; Ascomycota; Pichiomycetes; Serinales; Debaryomycetaceae
Exons: 1
Coding region: 1-606 (201 amino acids)
Source: RefSeq, a predicted model, not a curated record
AUGACAGAAGAAACUCCAGACCUUUACUUGGGACAGAUUCCUACCCUAUUUAAACAACUUAAAAUCCCCAAAUGUUUUGUUACUGAUAUAAUCGGCUGUGUUACUUAUUAUUAUGAGUUCAUGAAUGGUAGAUCUGUGGUAUACAACCCAAGUAAUCGGAAACAAGCGAUGACAAUGCGUUUACUUCUGGCUUAUACUUUAACAGCACCCAAUGCUGACGUUGGCAACAUUCUAGACAUCUUGGAUAUCGAUAAACUAAUCCGGAACGUUGACCGUUUACUUAAAUAUCGUGAUAAUUAUGCACAUAUAUUGGCGACUUGGAGACUCUGUGUGGAAGCUACUGUCCCUGGAAGGAAGUAUUCCGAUUCAGAUCUUGUGAAUUUCAAAUUAGACUUGCCUCUGCUAAAAAAAAUCAAGACUCAUUUAGAAUUAGAUUCCACCGAUGCUCGUAAGGGUAUGUCUGAUGGAUUAUUGAUUGAUAUGUUGAGUUGCUGUGCUGUCAAUGAGCGAGAUGAGCCUGUUAAUUACGAUUUUGAUUCUGAAGUUACUCAUAUUACUAUCAAAGUCUUUGCAGAUAUACUAGGACAUUUAGGUGAACUAGAGUAG